GUCCUAUUCUAGAAAAAGAUUAUGUCAAAAUGAUGGAGGAGCAUGGAUUUAAGGUUCAUAUGUCGCAGACAUUGACUUUAGAAUACAUUCUUAGUAGAGAGUUCAUUGAUAACUAUUUCAAGACACGAGUUCUAACUGGAUUCAAAAGUUUACAGGAUGAUAAAAGAGAGCUUUUCUUGACAGAAUAUAAGAGAAGGAUGGAGAACAAAGAUACUCUGAAAGUUGUCAAUUAUCCAAUGGAUGUAUUUCAAGUUCUCGGUCAAAAGGUAGAAGAGCUUUGAAAAUUAGAAAUUAUCAAGAUGAAAAAUGCCAAAGCGGAGGAAUUUAGAAAACAACUUCCAUCUGGGAUUUCAAUGUUUUUUUAUGUAACUAGAGCAAUGUCAUGUGUUUAACUGAUAUUGGAGCAUUGAAAUAUAUAUAAUAUAGAUAUCUUUUAA
This is a messenger RNA of Eurytemora carolleeae, 437 nucleotides long. RefSeq lists its product as uncharacterized. Lineage: Eukaryota; Metazoa; Arthropoda; Copepoda; Calanoida; Temoridae. The record is from RefSeq and is a predicted model, not a curated record.